GCUUGCAAAUGCACCUGGGUUAAAUCCUCGACCGGAUCUUGUCGAACACUUGGGAAUAGGCAUGGGACAAAGGUAAGCCUAAUGAGUCGGGUGCCUUUGGUAUGUUCGGAGUCGGCACUGUACACACAGACCAAAAUACUACAAAAUUCUGCCAUAAACUGAAGGUACUGUUUUCACAGGAGUUAAUUGUAUAUAGGCCACAUUACAUGUAUGCAUUUCACAAAAUGUUUCCUUCUAAAUAAAGAGUAAGUCAUCGUGGGGUUUUGCUACAUGUAUUACAUUUUACAUUGAUUCUAUCAGUUCAUAUUCACAACAUAAUAAACACGGAAAAGUGGGCUGAUAGUAUUACAAUGUUGUAACUAUUAUUAGGGGAUUUAACUUUCAUUACUUUUUGGCAUGCAGAAAAAUUAUCUCCCUUGUUCCGUGAAAUAGACAACCGAUUGAACUGUGUCAUGCGCGUUGACCUAUAUGUAGUGUUGUGGGUUUAGUGUUGGCGGACAGCCCGAAGAAGCCUGUAUUAUAGUUACGGUGAACUGAGCGGAGAUACUGUUCAACUGUGGUAAAUAUGAGUCUCGCUGGAAAAGUGUCUCUCAUCACCGGGGGAGCUCAAGGGCUGGGGAAAAAGUUCGGGGAGAGCCUUCUGCAGAAAGGGGCAAAGGUUUGUGUGGCCGAUAUCAACCAAACAAAAGGGGAGACAACUGUGAAAGACUUUACGGAGCGAUUUGGCCACGGAAGAGCAUUGUUUGUUAAAUGUGAUGUUACGUCGGAAAAAGAUUUUGAACAUGCCUUCAAACGAGCAAAGUCCGAAUAUGGGAGGAUUGAUAUCGUGUGCAACAAUGCUGGUAUUGGUGACGAGACGAGAUGGCGACAGACUAUCGAUGUAAACUUGGUUGGUGUCAUGCAAGGUACCAUAUUAGGUAUAAAGUAUAUGCGCAAGGACAAUGGUGGAGAGGGGGGUCUUAUCGUCAACAUUGCUUCCACCGCAGGUUUGAUUCCGGUUGACUUCAUGCCAGCUUAUGUUGCCAGUAAGACGGGCGUGGUUGCUUACACACGCAGCUGGGCAGAAAACUCUCUGAAUCGUAAAACAGGAAUCCGGUUUUGUGCUCUGUGUCCGUCUUUUGCCGACACGAUAUCAUCAAAUUGUCCAAUACCGAAGGUGUCGACACUUCUCGAUUUGAGAUGGCCCUUAAAGUGGUUGGUAUAAUGAGACCGGAAGUGGUAGCUGAAGCGUUUAUGGAAUUGGUGGAGGACGAACAUAACAAUGGCUCAGUGUUAUGUGUAACGAAGCAUCACGGGAAGCAAUACAUCCCUCCUCCCCCGAAGUUAUAGCUAAGCAUUAAGUAGAAGCCGUUACAGAUAUACAUUAAUUUUAUACCAAUGCUUACGUUGGUCGUUUAUUCCCUGACCUGGCUCAUUUUGUUUAAGGAAAAUAUUUAUGCACCUAAGCCGUUAUGCCUCAUACUUGUAUGUAGUGGCUUUUGUGAUUGAAAUUCUAAGGUGUGUAUUAUUUUUUCUCAAAAGGAGGGCCAUAAAUGAUCAAUUCUGUUAUACGUAUUUUACAUACUUGAUAUAUUCAGACGAUUUUAUAUUACUCAGGAAUGAAUAUGAAUUGAGGAUACUUUCGGAUAUGAGCACAAUGGCUGAUGCAUGGUUGAACCCAAGAUGUCAUCAUCAAGGUUUACAGCCAUGACACUAUAACAGCUGAACGACUCAUACCUGGCUAAACCCAAUAUAUGAGGAUAUUAAGGUUUACAUCUAUGAUGUAAUUAGUAAAUAGCAAAAAUAAAUAACAAGAAUUAUGUUUUAUCAAAUAAGUCGUUAGGAAGAGAUCUCCGGUAAGUCGUGCGAUCGACAUAGCAAUUAUCUGGCGUUCUCGAAAUCUUUAUUAUGUCGUGCGAUCGACUGAACAAAGAUCUCACGCUGUAUCUUGUGUGCACGACCUAAUUGUGCAUUUCCAUUGGUCAGUUGUCUCGUGAAAACGACAGUUGAACAUAACUGAAACUUAAAGUUGUGUGGGGGCCUCCGUGGCUCACUUGGUUAGCGCGUGUUUAUGGAAUAUGUAUUGUACAGAAACAGUAUGAUACAGAUAUUCUUUAAACACAUUCAUUUUGUAGUUUGUGGACUCACCAAAAAAUAAAUCAACAAUCAAUCUAUA
Messenger RNA from Liolophura sinensis, 2155 nucleotides. Its product is annotated as 15-hydroxyprostaglandin dehydrogenase [NAD(+)]-like. Gene Ontology annotation, molecular function: oxidoreductase activity, acting on the CH-OH group of donors, NAD or NADP as acceptor. The coding region runs from base 566 to 1204 and encodes 212 amino acids. Gene Ontology annotation, cellular component: cytoplasm. Lineage: Eukaryota; Metazoa; Mollusca; Polyplacophora; Chitonida; Chitonidae. The record is from RefSeq and is a predicted model, not a curated record. The transcript has 7 exons.